AUGGAGGAUCGAGGAGCUCAAUGGCCCGAGCACUGUGACCCAUUAGUCUUUAACACCAAGCCUUUGAACGAUGCUGGAUACUCUGUUUACUCGGCACCCUAUGAUGGCCAAUACAGAGACUCGGCAACUCAUGACCACUGGCCGUAUGGCACUCUUGAAAACCAGAACAAUCCUCAAGGUUUUUACCAAGCCAUCAAUGAGCUCUACAAUGUCGACGCGCCACAACAUAUUGGCUGGGCUACGGCUCCAUCCUCCCUCGAUCAUGGCUCCUCGGAUGGAAUAGGUCAGCAAACAAGCACUCUUCCGACUAGAGUCCCAUGGCCGGUCGGUCCGGUCUACACCUGCCCCGUGCAACAGAACAAUGGUACUCGGCCGCAGGAUAAUCAACCCAUCGAACGAGCGGCCUCUUUUCACGGCCAACAUUUCAACCCCUAUGGGCGGUUGAAUCAUUGGGAUAAUUCCAGGGAACGCGUCUCGACUACGGCAAACUCGCAAAUGCCAUCUCCACCGAGAUCAACAACUCUAUCCUACGGUUCUUCCAGUCCAGAGGAUAUUGUCUCGCCUCAGGAGAACCUCUUGCUCCAGAGCGGUUUCCCGUUGUCCGCCGAACGGCCACAAUCAACUUCGAUCAGCCCGACUUCUCGUGGCGCCGUGCCUCGUCAGCAACCUGAGAACCCUCUUCUGCCUAGUCUGCAAGGCGAUAGUCGAAUGAACAACAACCAUCCACCGUUUCAGAAGCAGGCCAGGAAGCAGUGCUUGAACUCUCCGACAAACGAGUCCAGUUCCCUUGAGCCACCAGAACAGGCAGGAAACGCUCAUCGAGUCAAAUCACUUGCUGACGUCUCCUCGAAGCCUCCCCUCUACAAGGAGUCAGCGCAGACUUCGAUGGAAAAAGGUAGCAAUGAGGGUGGUCGAGUGUUGGAAAUUGUCCCCCGGCCAAAGGACUCUGAGUCAAACAUCUCUAAUCAAGCACGAGAGCCAAAGUCAGCUGGUCGACGCAAACGCGUACUGACGGACGAGGAUCGGCGUGCCGUGGCUGACACUCGCAAGAUUGGCGCGUGUAUUCGAUGUCGCAUGCAGCGUCUCAAGUGCGAAGUUGAUACGGAAAAUCGCGACGGACCCUGCUUGACUUGUGCGAAAGUCGACUUGAGUUCUUCAAAAGUCAUUCAUCGCCAGCCGUGCAUACGAACCAAACUUGCCGAUGUCGUCCUUUACAAUGUCAACUACGCCGGUAUCAACACGAGGCCGGGUCUUCCCGCUAACAUAAUCGAUAUCGAGAACUGGUUUGACGAAGCUGAACAUGACAUCCAACUUGUAACGCGAGGACUGUGUUCUGUACCGAUGAAUAUCCGAGUUCGCAAGUUCGACAAAGAUUCCAUGCCGGUGGACCAAAUCAGCUAUUUCUGGAUGAACGAAGCGAAUGGCGAGGUCGAAGAGACGAAACUGGAGCCGUACGCUCUUGCUAGCGUGAGUUCGUCAAGGGAGCAGCUGGAAGCUUAUAUCGAGGCCAACGCGGUGAAGGGCUGGGAGGAGCAAGCCUAUCGAGGUGAUACCGACCAGCUCAUUUCGAAACACUACAAAGUGGCAUUAGAGUACUACAACGAUUGUGAUCAACAUCCAAUCGACCGGCGUCUAUUGCUGAACUUGUUCAAAUUCUGUUUCGCCCAGCGGAUCAUGACACGCCCUUCAUGGAUCUAUAACAAAGAUCCGAAGAGUCAAAACUGCCUAGGCAUGUCACCAGCGAAAGACGAAUUCCACCCUUUGAUCGACAGAAUUCCCACCCCGCCAACGAUGACCUCGCAAAUCCGCUCUCUGGCUCAUGUACGACUGGUCAAGCACCACGAGCAUAUUCUUGAAGACCUUGAGAAACUCUGCUGCAAAAAGAUUCGAACAUCCUUCUUCACAGUCUAUCUCGUGACGUUUAUCAUACUCCAUGAGCUUGCUGCAACCACGGAACACCACAAGCGAAGUCCCUUCCUCUGCGCUGCAAAAGAGAAAGAAGAUAGACAAGAGUCCUACCGGCAAUAUCUCGAAGUUGCGAAGAAGAGCGCAAACAUCCUUCUACUUCAUUGGCAAUACUACCGACGCGCUCCCGAAUCACGCUACGCUACCGACGAUUUCCUCGGAGACCAUGUUGCCCGAUGGUUUUGGACUGGCUUGGAAGAUAGCCAUGAAGGAUUUUGCAGACAGACAUGGAGGGACAUGAAGAAGGUCACGGAUGAUGGCCGUUGUCAUAUGCACAUGUCCCCCGGAAAUCCCUUUUACUGGAUAUCCCAGAUGUUCGAUAGCGAUUGGAGUCCGAAAAGCAUAUGGGAUCGCGUGGAUAAUAUCGUCGCCAAGCAGGAACCGCCGGCUGAGCCGGCGUUCAAACCGCGGAAAGCGACGAAACUGCGAUGA
Colletotrichum acutatum is the source of this 2397-nucleotide messenger RNA. RefSeq lists its product as uncharacterized. The record is from RefSeq and is a predicted model, not a curated record. NCBI's taxonomy places the organism in Eukaryota, Fungi, Ascomycota, Sordariomycetes, Glomerellales, Glomerellaceae. Gene Ontology annotation, biological process: regulation of DNA-templated transcription. The transcript has 6 exons. Bases 1 to 2397 code for a protein of 798 amino acids. Gene Ontology annotation, molecular function: zinc ion binding; DNA-binding transcription factor activity, RNA polymerase II-specific.